CUUCAGUUGAUCUGCCAUUUUUCAGGACAUGAAAAUCUGGAGCAGAAGGCCUGAUGCAACAUGUCUUCGAAUUCGGAAAUCCUUCACUUCAAGUUUUCAAACUAUGGGGAUUCAAUGCUGCAAAAAAUGGACCUCCUGAGAAAGCAAAACAGGUUUUGUGAUGUCACGGUGUGUGUGAACGAUCUGGAGGUCCAGGGGCACAAAGUGGUCUUUGCUGCUGGAUCAUCUUUUUUGAGGGAUCAGUUCUUGCUCAGCGAUUCCAAGGAGGUUAAAAUCUCAAUCUUCCAGAGCUCCGAAGUGGGGAAGCAGUUGAUGCUGUCCUGUUACACAGGCAUUCUCGAAUUUCCAGAGCUGGAGCUUGUGAACUAUCUGACGGUGGCAAGCUUCCUCCAAAUGGGUCACAUUGUUGAGCGAUGCACCCACGCAUUGUCCAAGUUCAUCAAACCCAGUGAUCCUUUGAAGAGUCAAGGUGUGCAGAAAAUGGGUUCCUCAGAACCCCUAGAGGACCAGUCCACUGCUGCCGUGACAGUGGAAGAAGUUGAGGAAGAAGGAGAUGAAGAGGAGGAGGAAGUGAUCAUGCAGACCAGUUCUCCAAACAUCCAACAGGUAGAUGACAAUACCGAUGGGGAAGACAAUGCAAUCACAAUUGUGAAGGUUGAAUCCAUCAGUGAAGCAUCUAUGGCUAACACUAAGCUUCAGAACCACUUUCCAUCAUCUGCACAAGCCCCAUUACAUACUCCUGAGCCUCAGCAUUCCCUUAUUAACUCCACAGUGGAGACCAGAAUUGGGGACAGUGUGUCACGCCAGUCACAGAGCUACAGUUCUGCUGCUAGUUCAGAUAGCAUGUUUGCUGGGAAGAACACAUUUGGGGGCCACGCAAGGACACAAGAUAAAUGUCUCCAGUGGUACCACCAGUGCCCCAAAUGCGCCAGAGUUUUUCGACAGCUGGAAAACUACGCCAACCACCUGAAGAUGCACAAGCUGUUCAUGUGCUUGCUGUGUGGCAAGACGUUCACGCAGAAAGGCAACCUCCACAGACACAUGCGGGUUCACGCGGGCAUUAAACCUUUCCAGUGCAAGAUCUGUGGCAAGACUUUCACGCAGAAAUGCUCUUUACAGGAUCACCUGAACCUGCACAGCGGGGACAAGCCCCACAAAUGCAACUACUGCGACAUGGUGUUCGCACACAAGCCUGUGUUACGAAAGCACCUCAAGCAGAUCCACGGGAAAAACAGUUUUGACAAUGCAAAUGAAAGGAGUAUCCAAGACGUUCCGGUGGAUUUUGACUAUAGCAGAGUUCACAACACCGAUGCAGAAAAUGCAGACCACAGCCUUGGGAACUGAUGUAAUAUUCUAGUUUUGAGACUGAUGAUAAAGAUUUUCCAAAAGAGUUGUCUAUUUACAGUAUGUAAAAAGACUAAAACAUUUAUAACAGGAUGAGGGCUCAUUUGCAUCUGUGGUGUUAGAGCUUUUAACCUCAUCUCGUCUCACCGUCAGGGAAUUGGACAGAAUCUGUAACGGCAGUGUCACGCAUAAUACUGCCCGCUGCACAUGGAAAUACUGGAGUUUUAAAACAAACUGUUUAAAUGUGUUAAGCAGAAAAGGUGUUUUAUUUUCGCGUUCUGUGUGUGUAAUGUAUAGAUUAUUUGAUAAGACUAGGAGUGUAACGAUUCAUCAUGUAUUGAUGAAUUGUGAUACUUUCUUUACAUGAUCUAGCGUAUCAUAAUAGAAGUAUGUAUCGUUUGUAUCGUGAUUCAAGACCAAACGCAAAACAUAGUAUAUUGUAGAUCACCAAAUGGUUCUUGAAUAAAGAAAGUGUGUUUUAUAGUUGAUAUGGAUAUAUAUGUACUCUCCCUAUCUUGAAUUUUUUAGUCUUAACAAAAUGGUCCAUCACUAAAUUGAUUUUAUUAUGCCUUAUACAUAUCUUAUCAUGAGAUUAGUGAAUCGCUACACCCCUGGAUAAGACUGUUUGAUUUACAAAAAAUGCUUAGUUUAUUCAUGUAUGGAUCCCUUAGACUGGUAUCAGUUGGGUCCAUGUGGAAACAGAUCAUCAUAAAUCCUCUUGUUGACACACAUAAACAUUCUGUACAUUCCUAAUGUAGUUAGACUGUGCAAUUAAAUCUAAUGUAGGAAAGUCAUCCUGAGUUAAAUCAUUCAAACCGAAGACCCCCUUUGUUGCACUUUAUCCAGGAUGAACACAUAGUGGUAGAAAUAAUGUAUGUAUGGUGUUGGUUUUAUUAUGGUUAAUGGUGAUGUAAUAUAGGCAGUUACAUAAAAUGGGUUUACAAACAACUAGAAACGCCUGUAAUGUAAAGCAUGCUGCUGUAUCCUUCACACUGUCACACUUGCUAACCAGUGCCAUCUUGACUGCCUGUAGUUGUUAUACACCCUACUGGCAGUGUAAUGGGAGGUAGAAAUCAUUUUUUGUCUAUCCCCUAUAAGGUAGUGUGUUACUUGUAUAGGUGCUAUUGUGUUAGAAACGUUAAGUCCCCAAAUAAAUGAUAUUGUUGUCCUUGA
This is a messenger RNA of Polyodon spathula (Mississippi paddlefish), 2517 nucleotides long. RefSeq names its product zinc finger and BTB domain-containing protein 26-like. The record is from RefSeq and is a predicted model, not a curated record. Gene Ontology annotation, molecular function: RNA polymerase II cis-regulatory region sequence-specific DNA binding; DNA-binding transcription factor activity, RNA polymerase II-specific; protein binding. Bases 61 to 1344 code for a protein of 427 amino acids. NCBI's taxonomy places the organism in Eukaryota, Metazoa, Chordata, Actinopteri, Acipenseriformes, Polyodontidae. Gene Ontology annotation, cellular component: nucleus. Gene Ontology annotation, biological process: regulation of transcription by RNA polymerase II. The transcript has 2 exons.